GCCCACACCUGCAGAGAUUGAGACGCUGAAGAAGAAACCGUGAGACAGAAAUGUUCCCGAGACUUCAGAGCUGCUGUUAGACCUGGAACCCGCCCGGACUGACCCCCCCCCCACCCACCCUCCCCAGGGAUCAGACCCCCACUUGGACCCAGUCCCGGUCCUGACCCGGACCCACCUGAGACCCGAAACCCCUUACCUUUUACCUGAAGAUCCGGAAGUGAGCUGCAGACAUGGGCAGUAAGGAGCGCUACCAUUGGCUGGCGCAGAACGUGAAGGUGAGCGGCGUGGACGACAUGGUGCUGCUGUCCAAGAUCAGCGAGGACGCCAUCACGGAGAACCUGAAGAAGAGAUACAACGACGACUACAUCUUCACCUACAUCGGGGCAGUUCUGAUCUCUGUGAAUCCGUUCAAACAGCUGCCCUACUUCACCGACCGAGAGGUGGAGCUCUACCAGGGAGCGGCGCAGUAUGAGAACCCCCCCCACAUCUACGCCCUGGCGGACACCAUGUACCGGAACAUGAUGAUUGACAGCGAGAACCAGUGUGUCAUCAUCAGCGGGGAGAGCGGAGCGGGAAAAACUGUGGCGGCUAAAUACAUCAUGAGCUACGUGUCCAAAGUGUCCGGAGGAGGAGACAAAGUCCAGCAUGUUAAAGACAUCAUCCUGCAGUCCAACCCCCUGCUUGAGGCUUUUGGUAACGCUAAAACCGUCCGCAACAACAACUCCAGCAGAUUUGGGAAGUACUUUGAGAUCCAGUUCAGCCGGGGGGGGGCUCCUGAUGGAGGGAAGAUCUCCAACUUCCUGCUGGAGAAGAGUCGGGUCGUCUCUCAGAACCCAGGAGAGAGGAGCUUCCACAUCUACUACCAGCUGUUGGGGGGGGCGACCUCGGAGCAGAGGGAGAACCUCGGGGUCACGACCCCCGACUAUUACUUCUACCUGAACCAAUCAGGAACCUACACCGUGGAGGACAUCAACGACAAGAAGGAGUUCGCCGACACCAUAGAGGCGAUGUCGGUAGUAGGUCUGUCCUCCGAGGACCAGGACUCGGUUCUUCAGCUGGUUGCAGGAAUUCUUCAUUUGGGGAACAUCAGCUUCAGAGAGGAGAACAACUACGCUGUGGUGGAGAGCCAGGACUUCCUGGCUUUCCCGGCCUUCCUGCUGGGCGUCCCUCAGGAUGGGCUGUGCAGUAAACUGACCAGCAGGAUGAUGGACAGUAAGUGGGGGGGGAAGUCUGAGUCCAUCGCUGUGACGCUGAACACGGAGCAGGCCUGCUUCUCCAGAGACGCUCUGUCCAAAGCUGUGUACACCCGGCUGUUCAACUUCCUCGUAGACUGCAUUAACAAAGCCAUGCAGAAGGAUCAGGAGGAGUUCAACAUCGGAGUCCUCGACAUCUACGGCUUCGAGAUCUUCCAGAGGAACGGCUUCGAGCAGUUCUGCAUCAACUUUGUGAACGAGAAGCUGCAGCAGAUCUUCAUCGAGCUCACGCUGAAGGCAGAGCAGGAAGAGUAUGUGCAGGAGGGGAUCCAAUGGACACCCAUCGAGUAUUUCAACAACAAAGUGGUCUGUGACCUCAUCGAGUCCAAACUGAACCCCCCCGGGUUGAUGAGCAUCCUGGACGACGUGUGUGCGACGAUGCAUGCUAAAGGUGAGGGCGCUGACCAGACGCUGCUGCAGAAGCUGCAGGGCCAGGUCGGGUCCCACGAGCACUUCAGCAGCUGGAACAAAGGCUUCAUCGUGCACCACUAUGCCGGGAAGGUGUCCUAUGAUGUCAGUGGUUUCUGUGAGAGGAACAGAGACGUGUUGUUUAAUGACAUCAUCGAGCUGAUGCAGGGCAGCGAGUUUCCGUUCAUCAGGGCUCUGUUUCCUGAGAACCUGGAUGCGGAGAAGAGAGGGCGACCGAGCACUGCCAGCACUAAGAUCAAGAAACAAGCCAACAGUCUGGUGCAGACCCUGAUGAAGUGCACCCCCCACUACAUCCGCUGCAUCAAACCCAACGAGACCAAGCGGCCCCGGGACUGGGAGGAGAACCGGGUCCGUCACCAGGUGGAGUACCUGGGCCUGCGGGAGAACAUCCGGGUCCGCCGGGCCGGGUACGCCUACAGACGGGUCUUCAACAAGUUCCUGCACAGGUACGCCAUCCUCACCAAGGAGUCCUGGCCCAGCUGGACCGGAGACCAGCGGCAGGGGGUCCUGCACCUCCUCAACUCAGUCCACAUGGACCAGGACCAGUUCCAACUGGGCAAGAGCAAGGUGUUCAUCAAGGCCCCGGAGUCGCUUUUCCUGUUGGAGGAGAUGAGGGAGAGGAAGUAUAACGGUUACGCUCGGGUCAUCCAGAAGGCCUGGCGUAAACACAUCGCUGUCCGCAAGUACGUGAAGAUGAGGGAGGAAGCCUCUGACGUCCUGCUGAACAAGAAAGAGCGCCGCAGGAACAGCAUCAACAGGAACUUUGUGGGCGACUACCUUGGCACCGACAACCACCCCGAGAUCAGGCAGUUUGUCGGCCGCAGAGAGAGGAUCGACUUCGCCGACGUGGUGGUGAAGUUUGACCGCAGAUUCAGGACGGUGAAGCGGGACCUCAUCCUGACCCCCAAGUUCCUGUACCUGAUUGGUCGAGAGAAGGUGAAGCAGGGUCCGGAUAAAGGCCGGAUCCAGGAGGUUCUGAAGAGGAAGAUCGAGAUCAACAAGAUCCAGUCCGUGUCCCUGAGUACGCUGCAGGACGACUUCUUCAUUGUCCAUGAGGAAGAGUACGACAGCGUCCUUCAGAGCGUGUUUAAGACGGAGUUCCUGAGUCUGCUGGUGAAGCGCUUCCAGGAGAAAACGGAGAAGAAGCUGCCGCUGAAGUUCAACAACCUUCUGGAGUUUAAGGUGAAGAAGGGGGGCUGGGGUCCGUUCAGCUCCUCGGGGUCCCGGCAGAUCCAGUUCCAGGCGGGUCAGGGGGAUGAGGCCAUCUUGAAGCCCAGCGGGAAGGUCCUGCAGGUCUCCGUCGGACCGGGUCUGCCCAAAAACUCCAGACCGACGAGGAAGGACACCCGGAAGAGCCGUUACAUGGGGAAACAGACUCCGUCCAGUCAGUACAGCUCCGCUCCUCGCCCCAGAGGACGUGGCCCCCCCAGCAGAGGCUCCUCCUCCUCACGGCGCUCCCUGCUGAGACAGUCAACCAUGGAGCAGCCCAGCCUGCCCCGCCUCCAGAACCAGCGCCGCCACGACCAGCAGACCCCCAAACACCACGACAUGGGUUUCAUGAACGUCCCCGACCAGGGUGCCGCAGGGCUGCAGCGCCGUCGUUCCAAGGAGGUGAAGCCACUUCCCGGAGCGGGUCGACCCAAACCAGCUCCCAAGCCCAAGCCCCGGGCCCCGCAGUGCCGGGCCCUGUACGCCUACGAUGCCCAGGACACCGACGAGCUCAGUUUCAACGCUGAGGAGGUCAUCGAGAUACUCACAGAGGACCCCUCUGGUUGGUGGUUCGGUCGGUUGCGGGGCAGGGAGGGGAUGUUCCCUGGAAACUACGUGGAGAAGAUCUAGACUUCCUCUCCGGGGGCUCAAGGCUCACCGGAGCUUUCAACACAUCAGCUGACGGGAAGCUGAAUUCAAGUCCAUUCAUAAACACACACAUUUAUACCAGUCAGAGAGGUCAGGGUAUCAUGCUCUUACCUGCUGAGGUUAAAUGUCCCCGUAACGCUGUGUGCACUCAGGUUAAAUGUCCCCGUAACGCUGUGUGCACUCAGGUUAAAUGUCCCCGUAACGCUGUGUGCACUCAGGUUAAAUGUCCCCGUAACGCUGUGUGCACUCAGGUUAAAUGUCCCCGUAACGCUGUGUGCACUCAGGUUAAAUGUCCCCGUAACGCUGUGUGCACUCAGGUUAAAUGUCCCCGUAACGCUGUGUGCCUGUUUUUAUUCAACAUGAAACCGGAGUUAAUUCAGUGUGCAGCAGUUUGAUCAAACGUCCCAUAAGUGUUAGCAUGUAAUCCUCUUGUUGCAGCGCCUCCUACAGGCUCCAGUGUUUAUUAUAACCCAGUGUUGACCGAACGAUCCCUUAACGAGAUAAAACUUUGAUAAACUAAAAAAGUAAAUCAACAUUUUAUUCAUCUGAACAUUAAACUCGACUGAACUCGUGAAAAAUCUGCAAGUUUUAUUUUUUCUGAUGGAACGAUAUAAUUCACAUGAAAUGGGGGAAAUAAAAUACAUGACAAUUACAGAACAGAAUAAAUCUGCACCUUUAAGUCUGUGUCUUUGUGGACCGUCGGUCUGUCUGUUUAAUGUUUUAAUUAUCCUGAGUUGAUUUUAACCAGACAAUAAACAUUUCAGUGCGAACUUGA
Molecule: messenger RNA, 4314 nt
Organism: Eleginops maclovinus (Patagonian blennie)
Lineage: Eukaryota; Metazoa; Chordata; Actinopteri; Perciformes; Eleginopidae
Gene: myo1eb
Product: myosin IEb
Exons: 27
Coding region: 231-3521 (1096 amino acids)
Biological process (GO): vesicle transport along actin filament; actin filament organization
Cellular component (GO): vesicle; cytoplasm; actin cytoskeleton
Molecular function (GO): actin filament binding; microfilament motor activity; ATP binding
Source: RefSeq, a predicted model, not a curated record